This is a messenger RNA of Penicillium vulpinum, 1728 nucleotides long. RefSeq names its product DUF4246 domain-containing protein. The record is from RefSeq and is a predicted model, not a curated record. Lineage: Eukaryota; Fungi; Ascomycota; Eurotiomycetes; Eurotiales; Aspergillaceae. The transcript is spliced from 6 exons. The coding region runs from base 1 to 1728 and encodes 575 amino acids.
AUGUCUUCAGAUUCCAAUCCGCAGCUUUGCAUGCCAGGGUUCAAUGUAAAGCUGAACUGUGAGCCUGAUAAAAAUGUGAUGAACAAGUGGUCUAAAGGCUUUCCUAAUGCGUUGGAUGGGCUAGACCAGGGAGAAGGCGGCAUGAGCGACUUGGUGACUCAUCGAGAACUUCUGAUGAUGCAAGUGAUGAAUACCAUUGUCAAUAAGCCUCAAUGGGAUCAGAAAGUCUUCAACAAGGACAUCACGACCAAAUGGCGCAACGAGAUUGCGGAAAGCGGUCAAGAUGUGACUCCUAGUAUGAUGGACUGGAUCAUCAAAGAGCUUCAAUGGAAAGCCAACAUCCUUCAAGAGACGGGCUAUGUCCGUGUUUUUGAUGUAGGUGUGGUCUACUCCGAUACUACCGUUUCGAAAGAGAUACAAUAUAUGCUGAAAGAGGCAGCAAAAUCUCUCGAGGAUGUACCGGAGAAAGAUUACCAUCCCGGCUCUGACAAAAAAGUGGUUGAUCUGGUGCAUCCUUCACUAUACCCUGUGAUCUAUGGCCAAACUCGCGUGCUUCCGGACAGAGUCAUUGGUCUCAAUGACUGUCUAGGAAGCGUGGGACAGGGAGAUCUUAUCCCAGUUCCUUCGAGCCAAAAUGACGACGCAAUCUCAGAAAUUCAAGCUUUUUACCGCCGUCAUUCUAGCAUUGAUGUCUUCAGCGAUAAGUUUCAAUGGCUUCCGUGCGACGUGGAACUCGUCGAUAACGCUAGCUGUCGAAUCAUCUCAUACAUCAACAAUGCCCACCCUAUUCACCAUAAGCCUCUCUAUGAGGCCGUUGAGAAAGUCAUUGCUCGGGCCAUCCCGCUCUGGAACCGGAGUCUGUCCGUGAUCUGCACUCCAAGAAUCGAGUACAGUACGGUCGACUAUGGUGAGCAUCCAGACCCUGAGCCUGCCCAGCCGGAGGGUGAUGAUGACGACGAAGAGUUCUGGGAACUCCAUGAAGAGUGGCAAAGUACCUGCCCUAUCCUCCUUCCUGAACCAGCCAACUUUGAGCCUCGAAAAGAAACGUAUAGUGCCAACCUACGAGAGCAAUUUCCCGAUAGGAAGCUACAGAUAAUCGUGAAGCUAGCGAACAUUGAAUUGAGCCCAGACAACCCCAAUUAUGAAGGAGGCUCUUGGCACAUUGAGGGACAGUUGAACGAGCGUAUCUGUGCUACCGCAAUCUACUACUACGACAGCGAAAACAUAACCGAUAACUCAUUGGCAUUUCGUCAACGCGGUAUGAUGGAUAUGCUAGAUAUUGGAUACGAGCAAGGGCGGUUCGAAUUCUUACAGGCUGUCUUUGGUUUUGGCGCUUGGGGGGUCCCUUGCAAGGAAGGACGGCUACUCACUUUCCCUAACACUGUCCAGCAUCGGGUCUCCCCAUUCUCGCUAGUCGACCCAUCUAAGCCUGGCCAUCGCAAGAUCCUUGCUCUAUUUUUGGUUGAUCCCCAUCGUCGGAUUAUCUCCUCGGCCAAUGUGCCUCCACAGCAGGAGGAUUGGGGUUACGACAGACAGAAUGCUGUGAAUCAGGCUUUGGGAAAAUUACCAGUGGAGCUGCAGAAUAUCGUUCAUGCUGACUUGGACCCCCUUAUGACUAUGGAGAAGGCCAAAGAGUACCGAUUGGAGCUCAUGGAGGAGCGUGGGCUCAGGUCAGCAAAACAUAACAGGCAUUUUGAGUCGGGCGACUUCGGCUUGUGUGAGCAUUGA